Copidosoma floridanum is the source of this 504-nucleotide messenger RNA. RefSeq lists its product as uncharacterized. Lineage: Eukaryota; Metazoa; Arthropoda; Insecta; Hymenoptera; Encyrtidae. The record is from RefSeq and is a predicted model, not a curated record.
AUGUUGUACGGCAAGCUCCUCGUCUUCGCCCUUUUGGGCACAACCCUCGUCCUGGCUGACUCGGCCGAGGUCCCCGACAACGAGGUGAUCGACAGGAGCGAGUUCGCGAGCAAACUGUCCGAGUGGGCGAAGAGCGUGUCGGAGUCCCUGAGCGCGUACUUGGCCCGGGGCAGACAGAACUUUGGCGAGCUCGUGGCGGAGCUGAAGAAGGAGAGCCGGCAGGCGGCCGAGCUGAGCAAAGAGAAGGCAGCCGAGCUGAGGGAGAAGUACGAGGACUUCCGGAAAAAGGCCCAACGGAGGUUCGAGGAGGAGAGAAGGGUCUGGAGCGCCCGCGUGGCCGAGUCCCUCAGACGCGGCAGGGAGCACUUCGAGAAGGCCAAGGAGGCGUCCAGGGUGGCUUUCGACGAGUUGUACGCCAAGUGGAGGGAACAGUACCAGAAUUACAAGGAGGCCAUCAAGGCGGCUCUUGCAGAGAGGAACGAGACCCCCGAGGAUAACCAGUAA